AUGACGAUAUCCCUCUCUGAGUCUGUCGCGGGUCCCGCGUCGCCGUCAGCGUCCGCGCAACAGUUCCAGCCCGCAACUCCCGGUCCGGCUUCAGCAGAGCAGCAGAGACACGCGCCUCCGCAGAAUGAGCCAGAAACCCGAGUGGCUUACUCCAUCUCCCAAUGGGACCCACCGGAGCACGCGCGGCUGACGUUUAACUCACUUGGGAAGCACUUCGCGGAGCUCGUGCACGCCGCGGAGGUGCAUCUCGCGCGGGAGCUCGCCCCCGUGAAGGCGUACGCGCUGCAGCUCGAGCAAAGGUAUGUGGCGGUCGCCGCCGAGCGGGACACCUUACUGGCCGGGAAGGCUAUUGCGCUCACGGCGGCGGAGGCGGAGAGGCAGGCGGCGGGCGCUGCGCGCGCGGCGGUGGCGAAGGAGCAGGCGGCGGUGGCCGUGGCGUUCAAUGCGGCGAAGGACCUCGCGACCGCGUGCGCAAUGCUGCGCCACCAGCUGAAUGCGACGCAGACGGAGCUCCAGCAGGUGAAGGGAGAGCGGGAGAGUCUGAGGGUGGAGAAUUGGCAGCUGAAGGAGGUGGUGGCGAAGCUCUCGCGGGACGUGCAUUUGAGUGAACGGGAGCGGAAGGAGAGCAACCCGACGAUGACAGGGGAUUCGCUACUGUCUAGUGCACUGGCAGAGGUCAGGGGUGAACACGACAGGCGAAUGCAGGUUGAGCAGGAGCUCACAGAGCUGAAGGCAAAGAUAAGCAAGCAGGCACUCCUUCAAACUUCGGGGACGAGUACAACGUGGCCCGAGAUGGUCUCUGCGCUGCCGAAACUGGCAGGCCUUCCCGAUCCGUUUUCUGGCACACAGCUGGGAAGCGAGACCAGGCACGAGCACUCCGCGACAGAACGACAAUCGUCCCUGCCAACAGCCAGUGAGACCUUCAUGGGGCUGGCGACGCCACAGUCGCAAGUGGGGACCGUCGAUAUGGAGCCAGUAGCGCCAGAGAGGGACAUGUCGGAAGUCAUCGACCUCACGAUGUCAGAUGGAGCACCGAGCCCACUAGCUACAACAGACAGGAAAAGGCCGGCGAGUCCGCCGAUGUUGGACGAGAUGAGUGCUCUGAAGAGGAGGAGAACGGAGGAGCUCUGCGCUAGCGAACGAGGCCCUCAAGCUAGAGAUCCCUCGCCCGAACGCCCGUCCUCUUCGUCGAUGGCCAUUCAUGAGUUCGGCGCUGCGCCCCUGCUCAUGGGUCUCACCUCCACACCUGAAACCGCUCCUCCCGCGGAGCGAGAUGCCGAUCCCGACCAAACGCUUGUAGACGAGAGGAAUGCGCACAUGACAACAUCCGAUGCCACUCCCUCAGAGUCGAAGCCGGAUCUGAAGGAGCUCCAAGGCGAGAUGAAGCCAGACGUAACGUCUGGGCCGGGUGAUCAUACCGGUCAGCAAGGUGCCGGGCUGCAAGAACCGAUGCAUAUAGCAAUGCGGGAAGAGGAGGAAGAGGAGGAAGAGGAGAUCAAAGAAGAAGCACAUGCGUCGCCACAGCUGGCUCCCUCCCCAAAACCUACACUAUCCGCUCAAAAUGAACCUCUACGGACGCCAACGCCAAAAGUAGAGUCACCGCGUUUGCCUUGUCCGCUUCCCCGUGGUACGGCGGGAUCGACUGCAGGCCGGGGCCGACCUAUGCCUCCAUUCAGGGUACAUUCGCUUCCCAACAAACCGAUGGUGCCUACAAAGUCGAAUACACCUGUGCCUCCGAAGCCUUCCGUAUUCAAACCUUUGAAGCCGGAAGCAUCUGCACCUGUGCAGCGCCCACCCCUCCGAAGGUCGCUCACCAUCUCGCACAUCCACCUUGCGUACGACGAAGCCGGAUCGCGGUACACCUGCGUUAUGUGCAAGCGUCGGCACGAAAAAGACCGGACCUUCCGCGUCGCGUCAUUCUCGACCGACUCGUCUUGGGACACACUUGCUGGUCAUGUCGAGCGCGAGCACCCAAUGGGAUUCGAACGGCUUGUGAACAUGAGUCUGGAGCAGAUUGCAGAAGCGAACCUCCGGAAGAAGUAA
Molecule: messenger RNA, 2043 nt
Organism: Fomitopsis serialis
Lineage: Eukaryota; Fungi; Basidiomycota; Agaricomycetes; Polyporales; Fomitopsidaceae
Exons: 4
Coding region: 1-2043 (680 amino acids)
Source: RefSeq, a predicted model, not a curated record